AUGAGUUCGCGCAACGAAGAACCGCAGAAUCAGCACCAAGGCAGCAGCGAUGAGAUGGAUGAGCUCCAGGCUGGCACCCCAGAAGCGAACAGGUUUCCGACCGCGGCGGAGCCUCGUGUGUCUCUGUGCUCGUCCCUACAAACCCUACUAAGGGACGAACUGCCUCCGUCUCCGCCUCGGGCGUCUUCUUCGGCGACGUAUGGUGCACGAUCCAGCACAAGCAGAAGAGCCCUGGAGCGCCGAGUUGAGGCGCUGAAAGCCGAGAGGGACCGCGAGGUUCGAGAAAAGCGUGCUAUCCUCGACGAAAAUCGAAAGCUCAAGGAUGCAAACGCGUCGUUGGUUUCGGAGGCACAGCGGUCAAGAGCUGAAAAGGCUCAGAUGAAGCAGGAGAUACAGAACCUGAAAAGUGAGACUCGGGUGAUGCAAACAGAGAAGGAGUUGCAGAAAGCCGAAGUUCGGUACAGAGACGAUGUGAUCGAACGUCUCAAAGGGGUACUCCGGCGCCAUCACCUGUUGUAG
This is a messenger RNA of Fusarium fujikuroi IMI 58289, 519 nucleotides long. RefSeq lists its product as uncharacterized. The transcript is spliced from 3 exons. The record is from RefSeq and is a predicted model, not a curated record. NCBI's taxonomy places the organism in Eukaryota, Fungi, Ascomycota, Sordariomycetes, Hypocreales, Nectriaceae. Bases 1 to 519 code for a protein of 172 amino acids.